Vicia villosa (hairy vetch) is the source of this 1834-nucleotide messenger RNA. Its product is annotated as aluminum-activated malate transporter 4-like. Gene Ontology annotation, cellular component: plant-type vacuole membrane. The transcript is spliced from 6 exons. Gene Ontology annotation, biological process: malate transport. NCBI's taxonomy places the organism in Eukaryota, Viridiplantae, Streptophyta, Magnoliopsida, Fabales, Fabaceae. The record is from RefSeq and is a predicted model, not a curated record. Bases 248 to 1699 code for a protein of 483 amino acids.
GUACUCCCCUCCACCAUCAUCACCGUCAUACAGAUUGGCACCGGCACCUGGUUCAUUCCGCCACAGUUUCCUUGAAAAAGGCAAAGAAAGACUCCUCGCUAAAAAAGAAUACCCCGGCGGUGAUUUCUCCUUCAAUGAUCCCCUCCAACAACCCUCUUACAAACGUGCUUUCGAUCUCGACGUCCUUUCUCAACGCUUCCUCAACUUUCGCAAUGCCUCGCUUGACUUCAUCCAUAAACUCCACCAUAUGGGCCGCAGCGAUCCACGCAAAGUUAUCUUCGCUAUGAAAGCUGGAUUAUCUUUGGCCAUUGUUUCACUUUUCAUUUACAUUAAAGAACAACAAUUUAACAAGUACUCUAUUUGGGCUAUUCUCACUGUUGUUGUUGUUUUUGAAUUCAGCAUAGGUGCAACCCUUAACAAAGGUUUCAAUCGUGCUUUGGGAACAAUUUCAGCUGGAGUUCUUGCUUUGGGGAUUGCACGAGUAUCCGUUUGGAUUGGUGGUGCUUUUGAUGAACUUAUUAUUAUAGUAGCUAUCUUUAUUGCAGGGUUUUGUUCAAAUUUUGUGAAGUUGUAUCCUGCAAUGAAGCCUUAUGAAUACGGGUUUCGUGUAUUUUUGUUAACGUUUUGUAUUGUGUUGGUGUCUGGGAGACAUGGAAUGCAGUUUUUCACUACUGCUUUUUAUAGAUUGGUUCUUAUUGGUGUUGGUGCUGGUGUGAGUUUGUCUGUGAAUAUUUGUAUUUACCCCAUUUGGUCUGGUGAGGAUCUCCACAAAUUGGUUGUGAAGAAUUUCCACGGAGUUGCCGCUUCUUUAGAAGGUUGUGUAAAUGGAUAUCUACAAUGUGUUGAAUAUGAGAGAGUUCCAUCCAAAAUUCUUGUAUAUCAAGCCUCUGAUGACCCUCUUUAUCGCGGUUAUAGAACAGCAGUGCAAUCUUCAAGCCAAGAAGAGACUUUGGUAGAUUUUGCAUUAUGGGAGCCACCUCAUGGUCCAUACAAGAUGUUCAAUUAUCCUUGGAGAAGCUAUGUCAAAGUUAGUGGAGCAUUGAGGCAUUGUGCUUUCAUGGUCAUGGCAAUGCAUGGAUGCAUACUUUCAGAAAUACAGGCACCUCCAGAAAAGAGGUUGGUAUUCUUUCAAGAACUUCAGAAGGUAGGCAUAGAAGGAGCAAAAAUAUUACGUACACUAGGAAGCAAAGUCGAAAAGAUGGAAAAACUGAGCACAAGGGACAUUCUGAUAGAAGUUCAUGAGGCCGCGGAGCUAUUGCAGAUGAAGAUUGACAGUCAUUCAUUCCUGUUAGUCAAUUCAGAGAAUUGGGAAGCUGUAAGACAACACCAGUCUAAAGAAAAUGAACGAUCUGGAAAUUUGAUUAAUGAGAAUAAUAAGCAGUCGGGGGACAAUUCGCAGCUACAACAUUCAAAUAAGCAGUUGGGGGACGAUUCGCUGCUACAACGUUCAGUGUCAGAAUUGAGUUUCGCGCAGAAUCCGAACAAGAACUUAUCGCCUCAGUUCUCUUUUCGCAUUGAUACCAUAGUGAAUGAAUCAGAAUCUAAAGUAUAUGAAAGUGCUAGCUCGUUGUCUUUGGCGACAUUUGCUUCACUCUUGAUAGAGUUUGUUGCACGACUUCAAAAUCUUGUGGAUGAGUUCGAAGAUCUUAGUGAGAAGGCUAAUUUUAAAGACCCUUUUGAUCAACCUAUUUUGAAGUGAAAACAAAUAGGUUGAUCUUCUUGAAACCAAAUAUAGAUUUGCAGGAUAUUACCAACAUUAGCUACAUGAAAACAACUGCUACCUGGUAUAUGAUCUUGUUGAAAACAAGAAAGUUAAAGGAUGAACUUGACACUA